AUGAGCCUCAAGGAUUAUGUCAUAUCGAAAACAGAAGUGAUAGAUGCUUGCAAAAAAGGCGAAUAUGAUAAAGUUGCCCUGUUUCUCAGUUCCAAGCGAGGAAGGAAGAUUCGAAGUGGUUUAAAAUUCUUCACAACAAAAUCCGAUAGUCACUGGCUGACAGAUUACAAGGAUGAGAAGUCCGACUUCACACUUCUCCAUCAUGCAGUACUCGAGAAUCAGAACCAGAUUAGCAAGUUGUUGAUGGACUAUGAACCACUACUUAUUUUGUGCAAAAGUACCAAAAACAUACUACCAAUCCACUUGGCUGCAUGGAAUGGAAAUCUGGAGAUUGUGAAGAUGUUGCUGCUGCAGACGAUGGAGAAGCCAGCAGAUAUUCUGAAUGCUGUCAACAUUUUCAAUGAGACGCCGUUGCACCUGGCCGUUCAGAGAAGCCAUAUUGAAGUUGUAUUUUAUCUCAUAAAGAAAAAUGCCGAUCCAUUCAUUCGAAACGAGAACAAAGAGAAUGUGAUCGACGUGGCUGCUCGAAUCGGCUGUGCCGAAGCUAUCAGAGCUCUCUGCGAGAAAUGGCCAAAGUUCCCGGUCCAAUCAGCUUAUGACUCGCUUCGUGUCGGAUCACCAGACAUCAAACGUCCAUUAAUCUAUCCGUUCCAUCUUGCAGCCAAAUACAAUCAUGUUGAGUGCAUGAAAGUGAGUUGCUACUAUUCUAUUCAUUAUUCAGUUCUCCGCCAAUAUGGAUUCUCAAUCAACUACACCACCGAAGACGGCACUGCUCUCCACGUGGCAUCGGCUUGCGGACAAGUUCAAGCGGUCGCUUGGCUCAUAGAAAGCGGGGUCAAUACGGAAAUCAAAAAUCAGCAUGGCCAGACGGUUCUUCAAAUGAUAAUCGAUCUUCAAGAGAAUCGCCGCAAUGAAAUCGCUCAUUUUGUCAAGAAUCCAGAAGGAUGGAAGGAGUGUAGACAGAUUAUCGAAGGAAUGGAUCGUCGAGAUUCGGGUAGAGAGACGGAAGGAAGUCAGAGUGACAACGAGCGGGAGGCAAUUUGGCAGCCAUUGCCAAGUCAGGCUAGUGUCCAAGUCUUCCCUGAUCAACGCCGCAACAACCAUGCCAUCUACCAGCCGCCUUCAAUCUCUGCCAGACUCCGUGAUUUGUCGCCAGAUGAUUCUCCAGAAGCUCUGAACAGUGUCCGCUCUGAAGGGCCAUACACCACUAACUCAAUAAAUCGUACCUGGAACAGUUCGAUGUACGACCGAGCUCCACGAACCGGAAGAUUCCCGUUGACAUCACCAAGCUAUCACACCAAACACUACUCGUGUCAGCGAUCCAGUGAUACACUUCCAACGCGCCUCAAAACUGUUCGGUCUAGGCCAACGGAGAAGAUUGCGUCUGUUCUUCCUGGUGACAACUGCGCUUACAACUCCCCAACAAGAUUUAACGAAUGGCAGAAGAAUCAGCUCACCGCUACUUGUAAUCGUCCACCACCACCAGCUCCAGCCCCAUAUGACAAUGUCCCUAACAACUCGGCGAUUUUCGCACGACCAGGGUCACCUUUGGCAAGAUCAUCAUCCCUACGAAGACAAACUGGAUAUUCAACUCUACCGAAGCCAACUACCUACACGCCAAAAAUCCCUGAUCAUUCACGUCCGAACCUAAAUGAGGCAUUUAUCCAAGAGCCAGCACUGGAUAGAACACUGGAAAGACAACUGCAGCGCCAUCCAUUCUCCUUAUCCCGUACCACAUGUGACCGAGAAGAGUCUCUAGGCCUCACUCAAAGUCCAAGAUUGGAUACCAGAGCCAGCAGUGUGACAUCUUCUCUGACCUACGCAUGCUCUACACUCGACAAAGAAAAGUUCAACCGAGAAAGGGAUAAUGGAAGAGCACCACUUGCGAUGCCAGAGGAGAUUACUGGAUCAGUAACUGGAAGUGUCAUUUAUGGACAUGGGCACACUGUGGAUAAAGAUAACAAUGUCACCGCCAUCUUCCUUGAUGAUCUCCACAAACCAACGACAGCUUCUGGCGAAAGUCCACCAUCUCCAAACACAUCGAAGGCGUUUAUUUUCGACGCACUCUGUGGAAAAUCUCGUCUUAUCGAUUCGACAACCUCCAACUUUUUCUCUGAAUUCUCUUCGACAUCCAGCAACAGUAGCAGUGAAUCCACGUCAAAAGUUCAGAUGAACAGCAGCAGUUACGUGGAGCCUGAAGAGCCGGUGAGAAUUCGACGACAGAAUGGAACGACAAAUCUGAUUCUCAACUCGCUGUCACCAUCAGACAACUUGUCGUCACCGUCAUCUGAUCAGAAGUCAGACACGACGACCAGUGAGGAGCCGAGCUGGGAUAGGGUGGAAAGUGUCUUCGACUCGUUCGGUGCCGCUCCGUGUCGUGAAAGUGUGUUCGAGCGCGAGUACGAGCCCCGUGUAGCCGUCUAUCUCCGUGAUCGUGGCUCAAAAGCGCUGAGCGUCACUCUCGUCGAGGAUGAGCUCAGAGAUCAAAAAUCGCUUUUUAUUAAAAAGCAACCGAAAACAAUCAUCGAGUGGUUGGAAAGCGAUGUGAUGCUAGCUCCAGGGCAAGCUGCUGCAGUUGGAACUCUCCUUCAGAAUAAUGGUUAUGAUAAGAUGGAUCAGUUGAAGGGAACCAUCAACAGAGGCAUUCUCACUGAGAUUGGAGUCGACGAUGUUACCAAAUUCAAGAUUAUGUCAGAGCUGGAUAGGCUCACAGAUGCGGUUGCAAGUGCAGGACGCUUCUUCUAUGUCAGUGAAUGGCUCAACUUCAUUGGACUCCAAGACUACAUCUCCAACUUUGUCGCAGCUGGCUACAAGCACAUGACAAAGCUGACUGAAAUUGAUUGGGACACUGCGAAGCUAAUGGUACAACUCGCUCCUCUGUUCCUGGAACUAAACUUAAGUUUUUUCCAGCAACUCGGCAUCACCCGCCCCGGACACAUUGCUCGUAUCCUGCAUUCCUUCAAGAAAGCGGAGGAUGAGAAGCGACAAGAGUAUAACAAUCGUCUGCAGACGAUGAAGCCUCUCAUGUCGCCACCACCACCACUUCCUCCAAGAACUUCGAGACAGCAAGCGUGUGCCGAGUGCCCGCAGGGUGAUUUCGACAAGAUCAAGAACAAGCUGCUCCAAGGAAACGUUGUCUAUCGUGCUCACCAUCUUGGCGUUCAGGAGAUUGGAGAGACGGAUUGUUCUGAUGAGGCGCACGUUGCUAUGACAGCUAUCAAAGAGUCGAUUAUUGAUUGGGAGACGAUUCCUCGUGUCACGUUGGACUUGACUUGUAAUGGUAUUACCAUUUUCGAUGAGAAAUUCAAAGUGAGUUCUAGAAAGUUUGAAAAAUGGAGUGAGCGAGAAACCUGCAAUAGGAGAACUCUACUUGAUGGAUACGGUGUCUACACAAUUCGAGUCGUCUGUCAGGACCGCAAAGAUCUCAACUUCUUCUGUUUCGUCGCUCGUGAUCCGGAGAAUCGAUUUUUCUGCCAUACAUUCUGUGUGCUCACUUCGAGCAUUGCCACUGAGAUCAUUACAACUAUUGGAAUGAUGUUCGAGCUCCGCAGCAGAAUGGAUAAGAACCUGCCAAUCGACGGAUCCAUGGUUAGAUGCAAACACAACGCCAGUACACUCCAAAGAAAUUGA
Molecule: messenger RNA, 3630 nt
Organism: Caenorhabditis briggsae
Lineage: Eukaryota; Metazoa; Nematoda; Chromadorea; Rhabditida; Rhabditidae
Exons: 13
Coding region: 1-3630 (1209 amino acids)
Cellular component (GO): cytosol
Molecular function (GO): protein binding
Source: RefSeq, a predicted model, not a curated record